Fomitiporia mediterranea MF3/22 is the source of this 528-nucleotide messenger RNA. RefSeq lists its product as uncharacterized. The coding region runs from base 1 to 528 and encodes 175 amino acids. The transcript has 4 exons. Lineage: Eukaryota; Fungi; Basidiomycota; Agaricomycetes; Hymenochaetales; Hymenochaetaceae. The record is from RefSeq and is a predicted model, not a curated record.
AUGCCACUAACGGAGGGUGCUUCAGUUUGUGGCUACAAUAUUAACGACAACAUUUUGAGACUAGCGAUUAUUGACUGGUCAAUUCCGAUGGUGUAUGGAUUGAUCCUUAUGGUACUCGCAUUAUAUAAAGCAGCAGAAUACUGGAAAAUGUCAACGGGGUUCGGGGGUUUCAAACUCGUAGAGAUUCUUAUCUGUGAUCAGAUAAUAUACUUCCUUAUGGUAAUAAUGUGUUGUGUUUUCAAUACUUUGAGCAACAAGGUGCGUGUCGACAACAACAAUUUAGCAGCUAUCAUUGAGCAAGCUGGGAACCCGUCGUUCUUAUGUAUUUUGGGGAGCCGUCUACUCUUCAAUAUGAAGGAAGCUGGAAAGCUAGGGGUAAACGAGGGUACAAACUACCGAACGAAAUCUAUGAGUACCAUUGAAUUUGAGCAACCAGCUGGGAGUGAAGAGACUUCCACCAGCGACGUCGGAGUUGCUGCAGAAGACAGUGGCUCUACUGGCUCCGUGUCGCAGGAUUCCUCUGUCUGA